AUUAUUUUUUUAUUUUUCUGGAGGCGUGCCUGUGAUGGAACACCAGUCGCCCCUCAGGGACGGCGAGGAGAGACGAGACUGCGCGGUGCCAGAGGACGCGCGGGCUGCGCAGCGCGACGGUGAGCCGGGAGUCGAGCUGCUGCACCUGGCGGGCCUCGUGUCGGAGGACGAGAGGGCCGGCUCCGAGGACUCCAGGCAGCCGCGCAAGAGGAGAGCUCCCCGCGACUCGGCACGGCCUGAGCUCAAGGACGAAGGCAUACAAACACGAAAUAACAAGAAGAGAAAGAAAAAUAGAAACAGAUCGGGAAAGCGAAAGAUGGUCGUGCGACCAAACUAUUUUGUUGGAAUCCAAGUUUCGAACCCUGAGGUCCAUCGCGCGGUGCGCGGCCUGCAGGAGAAGAUAGUCGCAGCGCAGCCGGAGUUGCGCUCCACCGUCAUCCCGACAGCGACGCUGCACGUCACUCUGGCCGUGGCUCACCUGCCAGACCCCGCUCACGUGGCUCGGGCUGCAGAGGUAAUGAAGGAGUCCCUCUCGGUGAACAGAGACCUGUACAACAACCCUCCAGUUUGCCUCAUGUUCAGCGGAGUCAAGACAUUCAAAAACCAGGUGCUCUUCGCAGACAUCGAGGGCGGGGAAAGUCUGCUGAGGAUCGCCGGGCUGGCACAGGCGCUGGAAGAGUCCUUCGAGGAGUCGGGGCUGGUGCUGCCGUCCAGGAAGAGCUUUCAGCCGCACCUCACGAUCCUCAAGCUGUCCAAGGACUUUGGGCUGAAGAGAAAGGGUAUACUGAAAAUCACUCCGUCGUUGUACUCUGACGACAGAAGCAUGCAUUUUGGGCAGCAAGUGGUGAGGAGUGUGCAGUUGUUGUCGAUGAACAAGCCAAAGGAUGCCAACGGCUACUACUACUGCAGCCACCAGGAAAUAUUUGACGUGGCCGGCGAGGAGUCUGGCGACCACUCGGGCUGCUGCGAGAAGCCGUCCCUGGGCAAGCAGCCUCCCCCGGGGGUGGGUGGCAGGCGGCACCUCCACUCCCUAGCGGCUGUGGAGGGGGAGCGGCGGCCGGCCACUCGCGCGGAGGACGUCGUCAGGAUGCUGCUGCUGGUCGGAGCAGUGAGCAUCGGCGUGGCCUUCCUCCUGCGCAGCUUCUCUGCGGCCAAGUGAUCUCUCCUCUACCGCACCCGCACUUUUGUAAUUUCAUAUUAAAGACUACUGUGGA
Molecule: messenger RNA, 1214 nt
Organism: Bacillus rossius redtenbacheri
Lineage: Eukaryota; Metazoa; Arthropoda; Insecta; Phasmatodea; Bacillidae
Product: A-kinase anchor protein 7-like
Exons: 8
Coding region: 35-1159 (374 amino acids)
Cellular component (GO): cytosol
Molecular function (GO): protein kinase A regulatory subunit binding
Source: RefSeq, a predicted model, not a curated record